AUGAAGCUCCAAGAAGAGCUCUCAGCUCCAAGAUGCUUCACCAGCUGGCAGGCCUGGGUCUCCAGGUGGGCCAUCAACCACAUGUGGACAUGGGAAAAUCACCGCCAAGAGGCUUAUGAUGGAAUCCAGGCUCAGCAGGUGCUGUCUCUUCCAAUUACGCUCAGCGACCGAAUUGGGCAGGGUCUGAGCAUCGCCGGCCACAGCGUACCUGCGUCCCUGGAGCGCCCCAGGCUUUCCAGCGCCAUGGCCAGGGCGUUGCACAUCGUGAUGGAGCAAGGGUGCAAGAGGCAGCGGGAAGAAGAAGUGGACGAGACGAUGGAACAGAAGAUGACGGAAGAGCAGGAGGGAAGGGAGAAAAAAGAGAUGGAAGACAGAACGUCACUGGAGGAGACCAAGGGACAAAUCCUGAAAGUGCACGAGAAGCUUUCGGCCCUGCAGGGAGAGAAGCACCGGCUUUUCCUGCAGCUCGAGAACGUUUCCCACGAGGAAGAAAAACAGAAGCGAAAGGAGCAGAGUGACCCGACUGACAUCAGCGGCAAACCCGCAGGCCUGGCCGUCCACACGGGAAUUCGCCUGCUCGGCGUGCAGGGGAGCCCUGGAGGGCAAAGUCGCCCGGGGAACCUCGGGGCAGCCGACAGAGCCAAACAGAUGUUCACACCCCAAGGGCUUACAACCCAGCACUGCGUGGGCUCAGCAGCCGCUUUCACAGAGACCCCAGAGCACGGGCAAGAUCGAGGCAGCACCUACGGGACGGCUCAGCCCCCACCUCGCUGUGGGCCCCCUCAACCCACCUAGAGUCCUAGUCAGCAGCUCAGAGCACCCUCGGCGGUUCCUGCCCCACAGCCACAGCCACAGCCACAGCCGCAGCCCUACGCUGCGCACAGUCCCGUUCAGCCCAUCCAGACGGGGUUCCUCCCACCUGGUGGUGUGUUGUCUUUGCAAACGCAGAAGGAACAUGCUAACCAGCAAACUGGCUUCUCUGACUCAUCCUCCCUGCGCCCCAGGUGUCCCCAAGCUCUGUAUCCCACCCCGGGACUCCUUGCCUCCCCGCAGCCCCCCCGCUCCAUGCAGAUGCAACCAGUGGGAAAGUCAAGCUUUGCAGCUACCAGCCAACCUGCUCCCCGGCCCCCUUUCAUCCAACACAGGCAGAAACCGCGACUCUACCACAAGUGCCCAUUAAAAUUUAUCUUCAAUCACAUCCCCAACCCGCCCCCACCACCAUGGAUGAAGGACCUGAGCCAAGACUCUGGGUCUCUCUUCGCAGCAUAUGAGGCUGCUCUCACUUGCAAGGUCUGCCUGACCACAAGUGGAGUCUUGGACCCACCCCAAGACAGUUAUUUCGGCAUCUUUGAUACCCAGGUCCUGGCAGAUCCCUGA
This is a messenger RNA of Pteropus alecto (black flying fox), 1377 nucleotides long. Its product is annotated as G protein pathway suppressor 2-like. Gene Ontology annotation, molecular function: transcription coregulator activity. NCBI's taxonomy places the organism in Eukaryota, Metazoa, Chordata, Mammalia, Chiroptera, Pteropodidae. The record is from RefSeq and is a predicted model, not a curated record. Gene Ontology annotation, cellular component: transcription regulator complex. Gene Ontology annotation, biological process: regulation of transcription by RNA polymerase II.